Messenger RNA from Dichomitus squalens LYAD-421 SS1, 471 nucleotides. RefSeq lists its product as uncharacterized. The transcript has a single exon. The record is from RefSeq and is a predicted model, not a curated record. The coding region runs from base 1 to 471 and encodes 156 amino acids. NCBI's taxonomy places the organism in Eukaryota, Fungi, Basidiomycota, Agaricomycetes, Polyporales, Polyporaceae.
AUGCUCCGCCACCUCCAGCUCUCCCUCACUGAUUACCAGGGAAACCAGGAGGUCCUCAAGGGCGGCGCCGAUGCUCUCACUUUCGUUCGCUUCGACUCGCUGUCCACCCCGUGGUCCGCGCCACCCCUCCAUAACCUCGUCGACCUCCGCUGGCUCUGGUACCAAACCAGGCUCCAGUACGAGCAAUUCCGGAGUGUCACCUCCCCGUCGCCCAAUAUCCGUGCGCUCAUUCUCCGGGGCACAUCCAUCCACCUCCACGCUGGCCGCGCGUACCCGCCGCUGCACAUCCCCACGCUCCGCUACCUCGAGCUCUCCGGCGAAACAGCAUGCAAGAUGUCGUCCCUGUUCGAGACCCCGAACAUUCAGGCGCUCACGUUCGCGAAUCUCGAUGAGGCCGAGUUCCGCGAGUUUGUCGCGCCCCUCUGCCUCUGCACCGACACCUCCGCAACAGCAUCUGCCUCCCCCUCCUGA